Molecule: messenger RNA, 903 nt
Organism: Phycomyces blakesleeanus NRRL 1555(-)
Lineage: Eukaryota; Fungi; Mucoromycota; Mucoromycetes; Mucorales; Phycomycetaceae
Exons: 1
Coding region: 1-903 (300 amino acids)
Cellular component (GO): cytosol
Molecular function (GO): flavin adenine dinucleotide binding; oxidoreductase activity; FMN binding
Source: RefSeq, a predicted model, not a curated record
AUGGUUUCCUGUUUCUCUUCCCAGCUUCGCAAGCUUGCUCCCGAUACUGCAGAUGAAUUUGAUCAACUCAUCACACCAAACUUUAGUAACAGCGAUCCAUACCCUGCAUUUAUAAAACGCCACCGCACCCUUCUUGAUCUACAGAAGGCUUACCCGUUAGUCAACAGUCUUGACCUAGGACAAUUUUUGACUGCUGUGGGGUGCAUUCAGCCGCGCCGCUACUCUAUUGCAUCUUCUCCUUUGGCUCACCCUAAAGAAGCACAUGUUGUAGUAGGUCUGGUUGACGAUGUCGUGAAUGGGUUCCACUACUACGGGCUUGGUUCGUCUUAUCUCUAUCGAUCCAACGGAGUGUCUAUCAGGGCAUCUCUAAAGUCGUCCAAGGGUGUUUUUGAGCUUCCGUCUGACCCAAGUGUGCCUAUAGUUAUGAUUGCAGCCGGUACCGGUUUAGCUCCCUUUCGAGGAUUCCUUCAAGAGCGAGCGGCUCAGCGUGCACAGGGUGUGAAGACAGGAUCAAGUAUUCUUUUCUUUGGAUGCCGUCAUCCUGAACAGGACUACAUUUUUUCAGAUGAGCUGGACCAAUAUGAAAGAGAUGGGGUUCUGUCGAGACUUUAUGUUUCCUUCUCUCGGAAUACUUCUUCUCGUCCUACUGCCGUCAGAUAUGUUCAGCAUCAGUUGCUGGCCCACUCCUCCGAAAUCUGGAAUCUGGUGAUGCCGACCACCAAAAAGGAUUCAAAGCCUGCACAUAUAUAUGUAUGUGGCGGAGGUGCAAUGAGUCGUGAAGUACGCCGUACAUUCUACACAAUGGCCACAUAUUUUGGUGAGACUCAAGACGACCAAGAAGCCAAGCUUCUUAUACAAAGCUGGAUAGAUUCCAAGCGAUUCAAUGAAGACGUCUGGGGCUAG